CGACGCGAAUCGACGCUAAAUGGACACCGAUCGACGCUAAACUGCACGCCCGAAUCGAUUACCAAACGCCAGUGCACGCCAAUGCACUCCAAAGACGGAAGUCCGAAAACAUACAAGGCUCCCGUGAUUGGCCAUCGAAGUAUCGGUACGAGUUUCUCCUCUGAAUCCUGGAAAACUGCAUGACGACAAAGAUCAGCACGAAGCAGCUCACGGUGAAGGCGGACAGCUGGAGGCACACCACCGCAAAGCCCGACCGCUCCCAACCCGCCUGCACCUGCAGCUUGUCGACCUCGUCGGGCCCCGAUGCCGUCGGCAGCAAACCGCCCGCGUCGGACAAGAAACUGACGCAGGCGGAGAGCACCAGGAUGCCGUCGUCCACGCCGCGCACCGCCUCCCGGACCGCCUCCGUAAGCUCCCCGCUCGAGCGGAAGACCGAGCCCUGCCCUUCCGCCACGAAGGAGAUGAUGGCAAAACUCGCAUCGACCUCUUCAGGGGCGGACCUAUAGAGAAAGAAAAAGCGGCACAAACAUAAACUUUUGGAGGCUCACGCGGAUUUCUUGGAUCUGCGCUGGGCCCCCCCUCUGGCGCGCGGAGCGCUAAACGUGUAUGUUUAUGACGGUUUUGCUUCUUCGAACCUAGCGCAAAUGUGCUCGGCCGUCAGCGAAAUGCCGGUCACACGGACCAUGGAGUAUCCGUAUGAGGAUGCCAGCACCUUCUCAAAGGUAGGAAGAUGGCUGCCGAACGAGUCGGCCACCCUCGAUUGGCUCGUCGAGUCCGGGGCAAAGGCGCUUAUGCCCAGCUCGGCCUGCAGCUGGAAAUUGCUCAGGUGAGACGGGACAACUGACAUAGACGUCGGGGCGAAUACCGCAUCUGCGGGGGCAUCCCCAGCAGCCGUGCUACCAUACGCCCCAAAUAUCAAACGUGAUACCCACACCACAGUCAGGCGGCGUCUGGGUGAAAGUCCGAACAUUGGCACCCGCGCGCCAGCCGUCCGUGGACGAACUACAUGGCACCCUUGAGCCAAGGCCUGAGCCA
This is a messenger RNA of Prorocentrum cordatum, 1035 nucleotides long. The record is from the annotation of a GenBank genome assembly. Lineage: Eukaryota; Dinophyceae; Prorocentrales; Prorocentraceae.